This is a messenger RNA of Nasonia vitripennis (jewel wasp), 1471 nucleotides long. RefSeq names its product 15-hydroxyprostaglandin dehydrogenase [NAD(+)]. Bases 112 to 906 code for a protein of 264 amino acids. The record is from RefSeq and is a predicted model, not a curated record. Gene Ontology annotation, cellular component: cytoplasm. Gene Ontology annotation, molecular function: oxidoreductase activity, acting on the CH-OH group of donors, NAD or NADP as acceptor. Lineage: Eukaryota; Metazoa; Arthropoda; Insecta; Hymenoptera; Pteromalidae. The transcript has 7 exons.
UUAUCGCAGCAAGUGGAUACAAGUGUACAUACAUUUUUAUGUUUUAGUUGCUCUUCAGAGUUCGUAUAGAUUGCUUCGAUUUUUCAAGUUUCUGUUGGAAAAUAAUUAAUUAUGGAGAUUUCAAAUAAAGUUAUUAUUAUUACUGGUGGAGUUGGUGGUAUGGGAUUCGAAACUGCGAAGGCCUUACUGAAUCACGGGGCUAAGUUUGUUGCGUUGUUUGAUUUAACCGAAACCGACGGCCAAAGUGCAAUUGAAAAACUAGAUAAAGAGUUCGGGAAGGGACGCGCUGGUUUCUAUCCUGGCGAUAUCGUUAUUGACAGUGAAUUCGAAGAUAAUUUUAAUCGUAUAAUCAAAGAUCAUGGCAGUAUUGAUGUUUUGAUAAACAAUGCAGGGAUUGCAAACGAACAAAACAUAGAACGUUUAGUAAAUGUUAACGUGAAAGCCGUCUUGAACUCCAGUUUAUUGGCUCUAAAUCACAUGGGAAAACAUAAAGGCGGUAAAGGAGGAGCAAUUGUUAACGUAAAUGCUAUCUUAGGUCUCAUUGAUUGUCCAAUUUUACCAUUUUAUAGUGCUACAAAGCAUGCUAUUAUUGGCUUCACAAGAUGCAUGAAGGAGAAUUUUGCAACAACCGGAGUUCGCGUGAUGUCGGUAUGCCCAGGAGUGACUAAGACGAAUCUAAUCAAAGAAAUUCCUAACCACAUUUUAGAUUUUGUUACCGAUAACUUGAAAGACAAGGCUUUGAAUGAAGUACCUGUACAAUCGCCCAAAAGUGUUGGGUCUGCCAUAACGGAAAUUAUUCAAAAAGGAGAAUGCGGAGCUGUUUGGGUCGUAGAGAACGACAAAAAACCUUUAGUAAUCAAACCAUGCGAUCAUUAUAUCAGAAUGGGUACUCCCGUUGAUAAGUGAAGCAAGUUGCGUAUAUUUACUUGUAUUUUAAUUUGCUUACACAGCAUAAGGAGACAAUAUUACACAUGAGCACAAAGCGUGCAGACAUGUCCGGCGCUGCCAAGGAUGCAUUUUAUAGGUCCGAUGCCUUUUAUAGUCGGCGAGUGGCUGAUGUCCGUGCGAACUGCUUUAAAGAAACUACUUGGCCCAGUGGAUGAGGAAUCCUGUGCAAUUAAAGGCUUAUUGCUUGCAUAUCUCCGAAUCGAUUCGCCAUUAAGAGUCUACGUGUAUAAGUGUGUUGGCAAACACAGCAAUAAAGACUUCUUCUAGAUGACAAAUGAAUGGUCCCGCCAAUUUAAUUAAAAACUGUCAUUGUUAAAUGGAUACUAUUAAAUCGAUGAAAGAAGUUUUUAAACAGUUUGUUUUCUCAAGUUUGAGCUUGCAUAUUACGUUGCAUGUAUUGCGCUUUUAUUAUAAUGACAUAAUUAUGUUCUAAGCAGUGUAAUCUGCGUAAUAUUUUACAUUUUUAUAUUCAGAAAUGAACAAUGUUAGUGUUAUAAUUUGAGUAAAAAUGUUUGUAACAAAA